UGCGCCCGCCGUACGUCAUCACCGGUGAUAGAAAAGAGCCCACAAGCUGUGCCCAGCUCCGAAUUCUUGGGACGCCUUAUAUCAAACAAAAAGUAGCUCCUUCUUCCCCAUCUUCCUCCUGCAUACCAUCGCUUUUUCUUCUCCCCUGCCCUCUUCUCUUGCUCUCUUGAUCUUUGCGACAAAAUCACCAACACCCCUCCGCAGUGAAACUCACCCUCACAAUGAAUUUGAUCCUCCCGCUACGCAUCGUCCAGACGAUCCUGUCGAUCAUCGUCCUCGGACUCGCCGGAUACUGCGUUGACGCUGUGGCCGGGAGCUAUUCCGAGGCUGCGUUUCUCGUCUUUGUCUGUAUCUGGACAUGGGUGGUCCUCCUCUACAUGAUCCUGACGCCCAUGUACUUCCCGGACAUGCACAACCGGUGGGUCGUGGUCGGUCUGGAGUCGGUGACGAUGAUCUUCUGGUUCGCGGGCUUCGUCGCGAUCGCAGACAGCACGAAGGCCAGCCGCUUCAUGUGCUUCGGCGACGGCUGCCGCGCCCUGCGAUGCGCCAAAGCCGCCGCCGUGUUCGGCGCAUUCUCAUGGGUCGCCUGGGCGGCGACCAUGGGCCUCAUCAUCGACGCGCUGAUCAAGUACCGCAAGGGCGGGCACGCCAGCGAUCCAGACGCAGGUAAUUAUUACUCCAGCGACACCUCGAAGUCGCAUUCGCGAUCGCGGUCGCGGUCGCACUCGCGAUCGCGGGCCAGGUCCCGCUCUCGCAAGCCGCGCAAAGCUCGCCGCAAAUCUUCGCGCUCCACCUCUGCUUCCCCCUCCCCCCCCUCGUCGGAAAUGAUGAUGCCCCCGCCCCCUGCGCAUACAAACCCGUUUAAUGAACAGCACGUUGAAAUGCCACAGACGCAGCAGCAAAAGCAUAAUCCGGCCGCCGCCGCCGCCGGCCCGCAACCCCCAAAGGCCGUGUAUGGACAUCCGCCGCCCGCUAGGAGUGGCGUUCCCACGCCCGAGCCGGGCGAUUUUGGAGGCGUGGAAUAGUUGUCAUGGUUUACUUGUCCGUCCGUAGAUAAGUCCUGCAAUUUGCAACGUUCGAGCGUGAUAUGAGAUACGAAGAUAUGACACUGCUUUUACUAUUUACUAUUUUGGCAGCUGGCAGAAGUUGGGAUUGGUGGGAUACGGGGGAGUAUUGUUUUCGUUGGA
Tricharina praecox is the source of this 1187-nucleotide messenger RNA. RefSeq names its product membrane-associating domain-containing protein. The transcript has 3 exons. Lineage: Eukaryota; Fungi; Ascomycota; Pezizomycetes; Pezizales; Pyronemataceae. The coding region runs from base 222 to 1025 and encodes 267 amino acids. The record is from RefSeq and is a predicted model, not a curated record. Gene Ontology annotation, cellular component: membrane.